Jaminaea rosea is the source of this 2196-nucleotide messenger RNA. RefSeq lists its product as hypothetical. Gene Ontology annotation, molecular function: polynucleotide 5'-hydroxyl-kinase activity. The transcript has a single exon. The record is from RefSeq and is a predicted model, not a curated record. NCBI's taxonomy places the organism in Eukaryota, Fungi, Basidiomycota, Exobasidiomycetes, Microstromatales. Gene Ontology annotation, cellular component: nucleus. The coding region runs from base 1 to 2196 and encodes 731 amino acids. Gene Ontology annotation, biological process: cleavage in ITS2 between 5.8S rRNA and LSU-rRNA of tricistronic rRNA transcript (SSU-rRNA, 5.8S rRNA, LSU-rRNA).
AUGAGCGCAAUAGCAGCCAGAAAGGCUCGUCUAGCUGCGGCAAAAGCGCAGGUGCAGGCGCAACAGGAAACACUCAAGCCGCUAUCUACAACACCUCCACCACCACCGCCGCCGCAAGCUCAGCCCCCACGAAAGCGUCAAAGGAGCGUCGAGGUUGCGAGCAGCGAGAGCGACGGGAGCGAGGCUGAGAGUAGCGCAAGUGGCAGUCGCACUCGCACCACCAGCCCAUCGUCAACGCCUAUCCAAGCGGACGCCAUUCAGUGGCUUCAACCAGUAUGGGCUCAGUCGACGAGCAGCAAGGAGCCUCACAAUGUCUCGAUCCUCUCCACCAAGGGCAAGGGCAAGGCACGAGCUGAAGAAGCCCUCGUUCUGCGCAUACAACCAGGCAAAUCCAUCGCCAUCAGGGGUACAGCCCAGCUCCUUGUCACAGAGGGCAUCGUUUCUGUCAAUGGCUGCCACGUCAGCCCAACCUCACCGAAGCAGCUUCUCCUCUGUCCAUCCACCGACCCUCUGCCGCUCCUCACGGCUUGCGGAGAAGAGGAAGCCACGAUAGAGCUCCACGCCAUCUCAAGCACAGGUCUCGAGACAUUAGCAAACGUCUGCCCCCUUGCCGGUACGGACCCUUUCUCAUUACGACCACGUCGCGACAUCCAGUCCCUCCUGGUCACUUCGCAGCACCUCGCCCUCGAUCCCAGCCUGACAGUACAGCGUCAGCCACCAAGCUGGCAAGAGCAAUGGGACCGCCUGCAGGCCGCUGAACCAAGCGCUACGCCACAGGCGGUCCUGGUGCGCGGCGCAAAAGGGGCAGGGAAGAGUACUUUUGGUCGCACCCUCCUCAACAUCUAUGCGGCGCGGCAUCAGCGCGUUGCUCUACUGGACGUGGACUUGGGGCAAGGGCAUUUCCAGCCUGCGGGAAGCGUUCAUCUCUACAUCUUCUCCCUCUCCUCCUCCUCGAAUUCGCAGCAUCCCCUCAUCUCCCCCUCCUGGCUCACCCACCCUUGCCUCCCUGCUCCCGCGCACUCAAUCUUCCUCGGCCAAACAACGCCUAAAGAUCUUCCCUCCUCCUACUUUCGCGCUGUUGCCCACCUCAUCGAGCGAUACGAUGCCACGCUACGCGGAGAGGGGGUCCCCUUGCUGGUAAACACAAUGGGCUGGGCAAAGGGAAUGGGCGCAGAGCUCAACGAGCGGAUAGAGGGGCUUCUGCGGCCUGAGGCAGUAUACGAUUUGAUGCCUACCCUGGAUCCCUACGCAACCGGCGGGAAGGUAGCGCGCAUCGAGCUACCAAAGCCCUAUCGUGCCCCACACGGCGGUUGGGUCACACCUGUGCAGGCCGUCGGGCUGGACAUGAAGGCUGCUUCGAGUAGCGGGGAUUCGAGAAUGUCCUCGACGCAGGCAGGGCUCACCGCUGCUGACCAGCGUUCCCUCGCUAUGAUGACGCAUCUGCACGCGUCCUCCGCAAGUCCGCUGCCGCGCUGGGACUUUUCGCACAAUCUCAUCGAGCGAAGACCCUUCGUUGUGGAUGUACGCACAGGGCUACAAGGCGGGAUCCACCUCGGAAUGAGCGAUCAAGGGAGGGUAUUGGAUGUGGGAGUGGGAUUGGCGGCACUCAAUGGCGAGAUGGUCAGUCUCUGCAUCAUCGACGUCGCAGAUCAGGACGUCAUCACGGCGUCGAUCGAUUCACAACCGCAGGACGGCGACAUCGCUGCAACGUGGCGCCAUGCAUUUAGUCGCCCGCCUCCUCCGCCAGGGAGCGAGAGACUCAUCUGCCUAGCCCUGGUGCGCUCCAUCGACGAGCAAGCGGGCAAGGUACAUCUACUCUGCCCUCCCUGUCUGGCAGAGCUCGUCAGUCGCGCUCAUUCUCAGUCUCAGUCUCCGCCUCGCCUCGCCCUGAUUGCCACGGGAGGAAGUGCGGCCAUUGCCCCACCCAUCUUCGCCUUCUUGGAUCGACCGAGCUUUGCGGCUCGUGGCAGCACGUCGGGCGAAGCAGAGCAGAAUGGCGCAACGAAAGGUGGAAGAGGAGCGGGUAUGGGUACGGUGUCUCUCUUGGCUGGCGUGCCACGCAAUGAGGCUCCCUACUUGUCUUGGCCGGCGGACGCGACGUCGGCGGGAGCGGGCGGUAAGGCGGGCGGCGCGAUCGUAGGAGCGGGCAAGAGGAGGGUGCGACGAAAUGUCAUGCGACGCGGACAGAGGGGAUGA